Molecule: messenger RNA, 615 nt
Organism: Tinamus guttatus (white-throated tinamou)
Lineage: Eukaryota; Metazoa; Chordata; Aves; Tinamiformes; Tinamidae
Product: protein unc-13 homolog A
Biological process (GO): dense core granule priming; presynaptic dense core vesicle exocytosis; synaptic vesicle priming
Cellular component (GO): terminal bouton; presynaptic membrane; synaptic vesicle membrane
Molecular function (GO): syntaxin-1 binding; calmodulin binding; diacylglycerol binding
Source: RefSeq, a predicted model, not a curated record
AUUUCUACUGGAAUGGAGCUUCUCUGUAUAAAAGUGAAAAAAGGAAGAUUGAAUGAAGCAGCUGGUACAUUCCACACCUAUGUUGUUUUAAAAGUCCAAAAUUUAAAAAGCACUACAAUAGACAGAAAAGGAAGUCAGCCUUGCUGGGAACAGGACUUUAUGUUUGAAAUCAGUGCUGAUGAAAAGGGAUUCAUUAUAGAGCUGCGGAAGAAAGGCUUGCUCUGGGAUAGCAUUUUAGGCAUUUUAUGGAUUCCCCUUGCAAAUGUGGAGCAUGCCACAGAUGAAGGCCCAGGUGACUGGUGGACAUUACAUUCUGAAGUUGUGAAAACUGGAAGUGAGAUCCAUGGCACAAAAACACCAACUUCACAUGAGAUCCUACUAGAUGUCUACUUUGCGUUACCAUUUGAUAUCCAUGAAGAUUUAGAUUGUAGAGGCUAUCAUAGAAGGACUCCUCUCCUAGGCACAAGUCAUUCACGUCAAGAUACACUGGAUAGCCUGUCUUCUGUGGACGGUGGUCUCCACAUGAAAGAAGACACACUAAGGAGAAAUAAAGAUCAAGCUGACAGAAGUAAUUUUGCAAAAGCAAGAUGGGCCAGGGCUAUUCAAAAGAUCUGA